ACUAACAUGGGUUAGUAGGAUUGUAAAAAGUAAAUAUAAUGUAUCACAUCUCUGUAAGUCUAGCACUUCUCAAAACAAAAUAUGGUUUCUAUCACAAGAUAUGUACACACAAAGGAGAGCUAGCAUAAAAUAUGGGAUUUCUGAAAAACAUCUAUUUAUUUUGUACUAUUUUGCAGACAUUAGCCUAUCAUAACUCACAGCAAUGCCUUCCAUGCCAGUUCAUACCUAAAAUUACAGUAGAUCGAUCAUACAGGGUACUACAGAAACAAAAACAAUUGUACAGACAAAAAGGAGAACCACUAGCAACAAUAAUUGAUGGAGCUGUUCAACAACACCUCACAUACCAGGGAUCUGCAUUAUGCUAACCGCCACCAAACUUAGCAGUACAACCAUGUUUAGAGACCAGGAUGGAGCCAUAAAAACCGAUGAAGAUUCCGGCAAAGACUCAGAUGGUGGAAAGGCUGCAUCAUGUGCAGGAGCAACCGUAGAAUCUGGGUUUGGAGGGCUCCGGCUGGCAGGGAUGGUAGGCAGUGAUGACUCAGAUGGAGUAAGUGCCACACCACCAGGAGAAGGAAAUAAGGGACUGAUGUCUGGGGAAAGAGCUGGAGAGGACACAGGAGCACUUGGCAAUAAUGCAGGCGCAGCUGAAAUGGUUGAAACACUCGUUCUCAUGUUUAGUUUAGAUGCCAUGGCUAAUGAAGAGUAGGCCAUCAAGACAGUUAACAUUGCCAAUGUUGACCGAAAGGAAGCCAUUAAUGAUGAUGAAAUCAAUUGCGUGAUAAUGAACAGAAUCAAAAAUAUGUUUCCCAGAGAGAGAGAGAGAGAGAGAGAGAGAGUGGAAGAAUAUGGGAGGAAUGGGAGGAUGGUCAUGAUAAAGGGUUAAACUUGCGGAAGUGCUGGUGGGGCCUGAAUGCUAUGUUGCCAAAAGAUAACUGGGACCCAUUAUGAUAAUGCACUCUGCAUGUUAGCUAAGGGACAAGUUCGAUGUGUGGUUUUCUUGUGGAGCACAUGAAGGAAGAAGAGGUGCCUUUUAGCUUUUUCAUUCCCUUUUGAGCAGUUGGUGCUGCGGUUGACUCAUGAAACACUGUUGUUAAAGGUUGUUUAUUUCAAAGAAAUGUAGCGUGUAGGCUUUCCCAGUUGGCAUAUUUGAGCAGUUUUAGUUGCAUGAUUUGCUAAUAAUUACAGUGACUAGGACAUAUGAAAGUUACAAUUCAGUCUUUACAAACAGGCAGAGAGGAAAACAAAAUUGAGCAUUCCAACACUACCACAUAUCGAUUUGAGUGAUGAUUUGGAUUUGGCUUCAUGUUCUGUUACUCUUAAGGGAAUAAAUAUGGACAAAGAUUA
Juglans regia (Persian walnut) is the source of this 1344-nucleotide messenger RNA. RefSeq lists its product as uncharacterized. The record is from RefSeq and is a predicted model, not a curated record. Bases 359 to 706 code for a protein of 115 amino acids. NCBI's taxonomy places the organism in Eukaryota, Viridiplantae, Streptophyta, Magnoliopsida, Fagales, Juglandaceae. The transcript has a single exon.